GCGUGCCGCUUUCUGUCGUCUGCGAGUGCUGCUUCGCCGUCGAUCGUGUUUACGUUCAUGAAUGGUCCCCCGCAGUCUUCUGAGAACGUCUGGCGGGGACAGAGCGCGAUAAGGGUCGUUUGCGUAACCUCUUCUCCUUGAGAUGUACUCGUUCUACUUUAAGUUCUACUUGUUUACGACUCUAUCAGUGUGUACGAUGGCUCAAAGCGAUCCAAGAAUCCCAAAUUUGCAGGACACAUUCACUCCUGUCGGUUCACAACUGUCUGGAAUAUAUAAGCGAAGUUACGCUCACGUGACAAUCAGGGACAGAUUGCCGGUGAUAUUAACGAAAAUCAUUGAUACGUUGUGCCAGAAUAAAAGCAGAAUCAUAGAUACGUACAGUGAGGAUGCCGAAAAAGAUAUCAAAGAGAUCAUAGGAUUCAUAAGUCAACUGAAAAAUGAGAUAGUCACUAACAAGGCCUUGAAGCCACUGCAUUUAAAUACCAAAGCAGCUAGUAAUGACGCAGAGGAAUGGAAUAAAUAUCUAGAGUGCAGAACGUGCGUAGAAGGUGGAGCACCGACAUGGUUCAACACCGCCUGGUUGUACUGCGAAUGCUACAUGUAUCGUGUAUUAGCUCAAGAAAUUGGUUUGAUGAAUAUCAUGCGCAAUUACGAUCCGUUCGAGUAUCAAAAGCAAGCGGAUUUUAUCAACUCCAUCGAGUCUAUGGACUUAAUGAUUGCCUUGUAUAUAAAAGACAUAAUAUGUAAUAAGGAAUACAAUAAGGGAAACUCGAGGAAUGACUUUCUGAAAUUUUUGAAAUUGAGCUUGUGGGGCAACAGGCACGAUCUAUCUGCAACUGCAGGAGCCCCUAGUAGCCAGACUGGUAAUCCGCUCGUUAUAGUGGAGUCUCUAAACGAGAAUAUAGUGGUAAACGAUUGGGAGAGUGUGUGGGAUAUCGUGAACAAAAAGAUGAAGGAAAACGAUAAUGUUCACAUAGUACUUGAUAACGCGGGAUACGAACUCUUCACCGAUCUAUGUUUAGCCGCUUUUCUGGUUACUAUUGUACCUACGACUAGGAUAACGUUUCACGCAAAAUUGUACCCGUGGUACGUGAGUGAUACAACUGUUCGUGACUUUCUCUGGACAUUAGAUUACAUGAACAGCCUGAACAGUUAUCCAAAUAUGCAAUUAUUGGGUAAGACGUUCAAGAAUCUACUGGACCAGGAAAUUUGGCGUGUCAAGGACGAGCCUUAUUGGACGGGACCGUAUGAUUAUACGCAAAUGAAAGAAAAAGAGAGAAAUAUAUAUGCUCAAUUGUCCGACGCUAAAUUGGUAAUAUUUAAGGGUGAUCUGAAUUACAGAAAACUUCUGGGUGAUGUAAAUUUCGAAUAUAAUACAAGCUUUGCAGCUGCACUGGGAAGUUUUCGACCUACGAAUAUUUUGAGCUUGCGCACUAUGAAAUCCGAUAUUUGUGUCGGAUUGCCAAAUGACGUAGCUGAAUUCUUUGAUCAGCACAAAGAUAAACUGAUAACCGGAGAGUAUGGUCUUAUUCAAGCAGCUUUAUUUAAAAUCUAAAGUAUAUCAGAUCUCUUUGUAAAAUAAAAAUAAAAUCGUUGAUUUAUGAUAAUUGUUGAACAUCUUUGAAUUAUGAUAAUCGUAAUUACUUACGUUUAUCACACUGUAUAAAUAUACGAAAUUAUAUAGCACGAUAUUUGUACAUAUUGUACACAGAUAUGCACGAGAAUAUUUAUCUAUGUGUAAAAUAAUAUUUUGAAAA
Wasmannia auropunctata (little fire ant) is the source of this 1757-nucleotide messenger RNA. RefSeq names its product venom protein 2-like. Lineage: Eukaryota; Metazoa; Arthropoda; Insecta; Hymenoptera; Formicidae. Gene Ontology annotation, cellular component: cytoplasm; nucleus. The record is from RefSeq and is a predicted model, not a curated record. Gene Ontology annotation, biological process: DNA damage response. Gene Ontology annotation, molecular function: phosphatase activity. The transcript is spliced from 8 exons. Bases 143 to 1555 code for a protein of 470 amino acids.